Molecule: messenger RNA, 635 nt
Organism: Cuscuta campestris
Lineage: Eukaryota; Viridiplantae; Streptophyta; Magnoliopsida; Solanales; Convolvulaceae
Source: the annotation of a GenBank genome assembly
ACCAAUCAGCGCAAUAAACUCAAUUUUCAGUUUCGAGAUUUUCUGCCGAACACACAAUUUCACACAGCAAUGGAUCUCAGGUUCGUGCCGCUCGAUCAUCCGCUCAUCAACGCCUUCCACCACAUGAUCGACCACGCCGCCGCCGACGACAAGUCGUCCAACACCAGCGCCCCGUCGAAGAAGUAUGUCCUCGACGCGAAGGCCAUGGCGGCGACGCCGGCGGACGUGAAGGAGUAUCCGAACGCGUACGUCUUCAUCAUCGACAUGCCUGGGCUGAAAUCCGGCGACAUCAAGGUGCAGAUCGAGGAGGAAAACGUCCUGACUAUCAGCGGGGAGCGGAAGCGCGAGGCGGAGGAGAAGGAGGGGGUGAAGUAUGUGAGAAUGGAGAGGAGAGUCGGGAAGUUCAUGAGGAAGUUCGUGCUGCCGGAAAAUGCGGAUCUGGAGAAGAUAUCGGCGGUUUGCCAGGAAGGAGUGCUGACUGUGACGGUGGAGAAGCUGCCGCCGCCGGAGCCAAAGAAGCCGAGGACCAUUGAUGUCAAAAUUGCUUGAACAUCUGGAUCUAUAUAUAAACCAAGUCGUAUGAGUGCUCUGUUUCUCUUCCAUGGAAGUUUUGAUUAUGCGUUUUUACUUUUGGU